This is a messenger RNA of Lotus japonicus, 402 nucleotides long. RefSeq lists its product as uncharacterized. The transcript has a single exon. Lineage: Eukaryota; Viridiplantae; Streptophyta; Magnoliopsida; Fabales; Fabaceae. Bases 1 to 402 code for a protein of 133 amino acids. The record is from RefSeq and is a predicted model, not a curated record.
AUGGCCUCAUGCAACCCUUCUGCUACACCAGUUGACACCAAGCAGAAGCUCAGUUCUUCCUCUGGGACUCCUUGUGAGGAUGCCUCCCUAUAUCGGAGUCUUGCUGGUGCCCUACAAUACCUCACAUUUACUCGUCCUGACAUUUCCUAUGUUGUUCAGCAGGUUUGCUUACAUAUGCAUGCACCCCACACCGAGCACAUGCUUGCCCUCAAGCGGGUUCUCCGCUAUGUUCGUGGCACAUUGACUUAUGGGCUACAUUUGUAUCCCUCCCCGGUUGAAAAGCUUGUUUCUUACACUGAUGCUGACUGGGGGGGCUGUCCUGACACCAGACGCUCCACUUCUGGUUACUGUGUUUUCCUCGGUGACAACCUCAUAUCUUGGUCCUCCAAGUUCUCUUCAUAA